Molecule: messenger RNA, 3618 nt
Organism: Xiphophorus couchianus (Monterrey platyfish)
Lineage: Eukaryota; Metazoa; Chordata; Actinopteri; Cyprinodontiformes; Poeciliidae
Product: zinc finger protein 629-like
Exons: 3
Coding region: 39-1649 (536 amino acids)
Biological process (GO): regulation of transcription by RNA polymerase II
Molecular function (GO): RNA polymerase II cis-regulatory region sequence-specific DNA binding; DNA-binding transcription factor activity
Source: RefSeq, a predicted model, not a curated record
UUGGACCGGAGCGGAACAUCCGAGCUGCGGCAGCAACAAUGUGUUCCGUCCAGCCUCUGAGAGACUUCAUCCGGGAGAGACUGACCGCCGCGGCCGAGGAGAUCUUCUCCGAGGUGGAGCGGACCAUCGGCCGCUUCGAGGAGGAGCUGGACGCGCAGCGCAAGCUGCUGGCGGUGUGCCUGAAGCCGCAGGUCCGGCUGCACAGGAUCGAACAUCUUCAGCACCACGUUUGUAAGGAGGAGGUUCUAACGGGCUACGAGAGUACCUGCAGUCUGGACCGGGCCGAACCAGAACCUCUACGCAUCAAAGAGGAGCAAAUGGAACCAAACCACAUUCUGAUCAGACCCGACCCAGAAGAACCAGAACCUGGACAGCUCACAGAGACUCAGCCGGAACCAGGAGCUCCACAUGUAGGAGAAGCUGCAGAGGAACCAGAACCUUUCCAGAACCUGGACGAUCAGGAGGUUCUGUCAGAACCAGACCGGCCACAGAUCAUAGACGACCUGGGAGAGUUAGAAUACCUGGACUUUGACGAGUACCUGGACGACCCGGAAAGUCCGCAGAUCAUAGAUGACCUGGAAGAAUCAGAACUUCUAGAAACAGAACACGGCCUGGAAGAACCAGAACCGCAGAACAGAACCAGGAAAGUGGAAUUCUGGACCCGACACGAUGAUGAGGGUCUGCUGCUGAGGAAGGAGUUUGAUACCUUUGUGCCUCGACAGAGAAAAUCCAAACCUGAAGAACCGGUACCAGGUUCUGACAGCCUAGCAGAAAUCCAACAGAACUACAUCUAUGGGGACGAGGUUCUGGCUGAGCAGGAACGGAACUUCAGUCUGGACCUGAAGGUACCGGACCAUCCUCAGAUCAAACAGGAACAGGAAGAAGUUGGAUCCGGUCAGGCCGGCCAGAGACCGGAGACCGACAUCUUCAUGGUGACGGUGAACUAUGACGAGAGUGAGCACAGCGAACCGGAACCCAGCAGCUCCCAGCAGUCCGAAGACUCCGACGAACCCAAACCGUUCGUCUGCAAGACGUGUGGCAAGAGGUUCUCCAACAUGUUGCUGCUCCACGACCACCGGGACACCCACCAGAAGGAGAAACCCUACUCCUGCCAGCUGUGUACGCGGCGGUUCGCCCGGCGGGACUCCGCCUUCCGCCACAUGAUCACCCAUACGGGGGAGAAACCCUUUCCCUGUCAGAUCUGUGGGGAGAAGUUUGGCCUCAACAGCCACCUGCUGCGCCACCUGAGGAGGCACACGGGCGAGAAGCCCUUCUCCUGCCACAUCUGCCACAAGCGCUUCAGCCAGAGCAACACCCUGACCUGCCACGUCAGGACCCACACGGGCGAGAAGCCGUACCCCUGCAGGGUGUGUGGAAAGGGCUUCGUGAGGCGCAGCGCCAUGAACAUCCACAUGAGGAUGCACACCGGAGAGAAACCCUUCACCUGCAAGGUGUGUGACAAAACCUUCAGUCGGGGGACGGGGCUGAGCUACCACAUGAGGACCCACACCGGAGAGAAGCCGUACUCCUGCAAGCUGUGUGGAAGAACGUUCCGGCAGUCCAGCCACCUCAUGUGUCACAUGAAGAACUUUCACCUGGACUGGACCCGAGAGAAGAGGUCUCGAUCUCCGAUAGAGGAGGAGGUCUAGAUCUACCAUAGACAGUAGAGCUCUAGAGCCAUGAACAAUAGUUUGCAGAAUGAGUCAAACUGAAUCUGGUUCUGAUUGAACCCGAUUCUGAGACCAAAUGGUCUACUGGGGGCCCAGGUGAACCAGAACUCGUAUAGCACAUCAUCGUGCCCGUUAGGCGGUGCUGUUAGCAACAGUGUUAGCAUAGCUACCUGUGCUACCUUCAUCACAGAGAGGGAGAUAUGGCAAACCUGUUUAUCAUAUAAUUAUGUUGGAUUCUUAAACAUAAUCAUUACUGAGUUGUUGAUGUUCUCCAGAACCUCCAGUCUUCCUGUUCCUUAAAAGUCCAGAUUUCUGUUGGAAGAAUCGACGCUCAUCGACCUCCAUGUUCCUCUGGACCCACCAGGUGAGCUCAUUGUCAGGUUCACCUGUCCUGCUGCUGAUCCCGUCUGAGCAUCACUACUUUGGUUCUGGUUCAGUUGGAUCCGAAUGAUCAGAGUGGUGAGCUUGUCGACUUCUAGCUGCAGAGCUCUAAGAUUAUCACUCAACUCAGAGAGACGGAAAAAUGAUUCAGAUAUUGAAAAGGUUUGAGGCUCAGCAGGAAGUUCUUCUACUAAUGAAAUGUUUCGGUGCAGAAAGGAGCCGUGGUUCCGGUACCAGACGGUGGAGAACCUCCAGUCAUCCACAGCUUAUUAAUGUUUGUAGAAAUAAAUGUAAAUAAUGACCAGCCCUGAAAGGUGGUCCAGUUCUCUGAACGGUCCCCAGAACCAGAACCGGCACAUAUUCAGGUCAGGGGAACCAGAGGUCCAAUUCUACCGGCUCCCUUGGAACCGACGUUUACACCUGCCGGAACCGCCCGAGGUGGUUCUGCUCUGCUGACACUAAUCUGACCAGAACCAGGUUCUGCUUCUGACCCGUUUACAUGGAUAUCUGGGUUCCUGUCUCUGAGGCAAAUGGACGCCCCCGGACUCACAUUUAUACCCCAGACAUCAGGAGGCAACCUGGGGCUAAGUGCCUUGCUCAGGGGCGCAUCGACACACGGCAGGAGGAAGCCGGAACUGAACCGACCCUGACCUGUAGCGCUACGCUAACACCUAGGCCGCUCAUCAGGCUGAAACCACGGCCACAGGAUCGGACCUCCAACCCGGCUGGGAACCAGUACCUGACGUCCAGGUACAGAGAAGAGAACCCUAGAAAAUCCAUCUCAGAACGUGAUGCUGGUGGCAGGCCAGCUGAACAGAACCAGAAGGUUCUGGAGGCAACAGACUGAAGCGCAGCAGAGUUCUGGUUACACUAAAAUAUUUAUUUAUGCCAUAAACAUGAUAGUGGAUAAAUUCUACAAAAUAACUUUGAUGAUGCCUGGUUGGAUCCGGGUCAGAUCCGGGUCGGAACCAGGAAUGGUCCGGCUGACGGUUUCAGUGUAAUAGUAUCAGUUCUAGUUAAAUGUUUUCUGUCUGGCCUGGAUGUCAGGAAGGCUUCAGCUCUUCAGGACUUUGGACCCAGCAGAACCGAUCAGAACCGGUCCUGUCCUGAUCCGCCAGCAGCAGGACAAGCGUCUAGAAACCCGAGCCGCUCCUCGGACGGUAACGGCUGCCCACAGGCUGCGUUGGUCUCCAUGGUAACCAGCAGACGGCGCGUAUUGUUUGGGUGGUUCCUACAGAAAUGCUCCAGCAGAAGCUGCAGGUUCUGUGUGGAUCUGGACCCGUUUUAGUGAAAACUCAGAAAGUUCUGGAUAUGCUAUCUGGGUUUCUAGAACCGUAGCUGGAGCAGCUCCUCCAGAGACACUCAUUCAAAUAUUACAACCUUUAUUCCAUCCAGUUUCUUUACAGAGGACUCAGAAUGUUUUCUAUCAUGUGCCUGUUCUAAUAUUUAGCAUCUAUGUUUCUGAUUGUAUUCAUGUGAGCUCCGGUUUGUGUUCUACUCUAGAUGUUCUGGUUCUGUGCUGUAGAACAUCACUAGAAAUAAAGUUUGUGGAGAAGUUGGACAUUAA